CUAUAAUCCCAGUACUCAGGAGGAAGAGGCAACUGGUCAAGACUAGCAAUGGCUACAUAAUGUUUUCAAGUCAUCCAACAUUCACUGAGCAUCUGCUAUAUACAAGAUGAAUAUCUGCAGCAAACCCUCCAACAAGACAGCCCCUGAGAAGAGUGUGUGGACAGCGCCUUCCCAGGACAGUGGAGCUUCCCCAGAACUGCAGGGCCAGCGGUCUCGCAGGAAUGGAUGGAGCUGGCCCCCUCACCCGCUCCAGAUUGUGGCCUGGCUGCUCUACCUCUUCUUUGCAGUGAUUGGCUUUGGGGUCCUUGUUCCCCUCCUGCCUCACCCCUGGGUGCCUGCUGGCUAUGCUUGCAUGGGUGCCAUCUUUGCCGGCCACCUUGUGGUACACCUGACUGCUGUCUCCAUCGAUCCAGCAGAUGCCAAUGUGCGGGACAAGAGCUAUUCUGGUCCCCUGCCUAUCUUCAACCGCAGCAAGCAUGCACACGUCAUUGAAGACCUGCACUGCAACCUGUGCGAUGUAGAUGUGAGUGCGCGGUCGAAACACUGCAGCGCCUGUAACAAAUGUGUAUGCGGCUUCGACCAUCAUUGCAAGUGGCUCAACAACUGCGUGGGCGAGAGGAACUACCGGCUCUUUUUACACAGUGUGGCAUCUGCAUUGUUGGGUGUUCUGCUCCUGGUGCUGGUAGCCACUUAUGUCUUCGUGGAGUUCUUUGUCAACCCCAUGCGGCUUCGUACUAACCAACAUUUUGAAGUCUUGAAGAAUCACACAGAUGUGUGGUUUGUGUUCUUGCCUGCUGCCCCUGUGGAGACCCAGGCUCCUGCCAUCCUGGCCCUGGCUGCCCUGCUCAUCUUCCUGGGCCUGCUUUCUACAGCCCUGCUUGGCCACCUGUUCUGCUUCCACAUGUAUUUAAUAUGGCACAAACUUACCACCUAUGAGUACAUCGUACAGCACCGCCCAGCUCAGGAAGCAAAGGAGACCCACAAGGAGCUUGAGUCAUGCCCCCGCAAGAUGCAGCCCAUUAAGGAGAUGGAGUUUUACAUGAGGACAUUCAGCCAUGUGCGUCCAGAGCCCUCCGGCCAGGCCAGGCCUGCAGCAUUAAAUGUCAAUCCUUCCCAGUUUCUUGCCACCCAAGGCCAAGUGGAACCACCACUGCCCUCCUCCUCAGACACACUGGCUCUGCCUCCACGGAUCCAACCCCAGAAAAAGAGGAAGCGGCGUGUGUAUAGAUUGUCCAGGUCUGGGAUCUUGGGCCGGGAGCCCCCGCUGCCCAGGUUGCAGGGGACUGGGACCCCUUGCCGCCAUUCCAGCUCUUCAUCGGAUUCCAUCAGUGCCAGCCCUGUGCAUGCGCCUGGCCCUGCAGGCGCCUACUACUCAGCAUCAGCCGAGUACAUGGAAGAGAUUCCAGUAGCCCAGACACGCCUGGGCAGUGCUGCGCUGGGCGCCCCAGGAACCAGGGGCCGAGAGUCUGGGCUGGCGCUACAGGCACGCUCUCCGGCCGUUUUUGUGAGCCCAAGCAGCGGCGAGCCCGGGAAACCUGCUGGUGGUGAAAAUGGCCUACCUUAGUGCUUGCGGCCUGACUCUAUGCAAGACCCCAUCUUCGCCGCACCUAGUGCACUUUAGGGGCCUCAAGGCCGGCGGGAUCGGCCUCCCUUGCCCAAGACUCAGCAAUAUCCGCUCCACCAGCCCUGAUGCUCCAAUAAACUUUUUUUAUGCUUU
Messenger RNA from Mesocricetus auratus (golden hamster), 1717 nucleotides. RefSeq names its product zinc finger DHHC-type containing 1 (gene Zdhhc1). The transcript has 12 exons. The record is from RefSeq and is a predicted model, not a curated record. Gene Ontology annotation, biological process: peptidyl-L-cysteine S-palmitoylation; protein targeting to membrane. Gene Ontology annotation, molecular function: protein-cysteine S-palmitoyltransferase activity. Lineage: Eukaryota; Metazoa; Chordata; Mammalia; Rodentia; Cricetidae. Bases 107 to 1564 code for a protein of 485 amino acids. Gene Ontology annotation, cellular component: Golgi apparatus; endoplasmic reticulum.